CUUCGCCCCGCCCCCUGUGCCCAGGACUUCCCGGCGGCCCCUGCGCCGAGGUCGCGAGGACUUCCGGAGCGAAGCGACUUCCGGGCCGCUCUUCCGCCGCUCUGGCUGGAGUGUGAGCGGAGGACCACAUGUAUUGCUAGGCGGUAAUCAGUUCGACCAAGAAGGACCUUGAGGAGGGGUUCUGACUUGUGGGAGGCACUGGACUGAAAAGAAUCUGCCCUAAGGAGCACCAAAACAGAUGCCUUCUUCUACCUCAUCAGAUCAAGAUGACCUGGAGACCUGUGUACUAAAAUUUUUUGACCUGGAAAUAAAGGAUACAAGUCUUACUAGUCCCAGCAGCAAUCUCAAAGUAGAGUUAGAUGGCAAUACAAAGAAGAAAUACUCAUUUGCAAAGAAAAAGGCCUUUGCCCUUUUUGUCAAAACCAAACAAGUUCCAGCCCCUCCUUUGGAAUGUGAGGAACGCCAGUGGAAGUGCUGUCAACGUCUGUUCACAGACCAGACCAGCAUCCACAGACAUGUGGCAACACAACAUGCUGAUGAAAUUCAUCUCCAGACUGCUGCUAAUUUGAAGCAACUGGCUGCCAGUUUGAGUGCCUCCAAGAGCCUUGUGUCUGCAGACCGAAAGAACUCACAAGAAGAGUCCUCCACUCACAGCCAUGUGUCUGCAUGGCUCCCUGACAUCAGCCACGUUAGCACUGAUGAGCUGAUAAGUGCCCAGGGCAGUGAGGAAGGGGAGGUGCUACUUUAUUACUGCUACCGGGACCUGGAGGAGCCCCAUCGGAUCUGUGCCUGGCAGACAAAGCUGUGUCAGCAUCUGCAUCUCACUGGCAAGGUUCGAAUUGCUACCGAAGGAAUCAAUGGGACCGUCGGUGGAAGCAAAUUGGCCACCAGACUCUACGUGGAAGUCAUGCUUUCUUGCCCAUUAUUUAAGGAUUACCUGUGUAAAGAUGAUUUUAAGGCCAGCAAAGGAGGCGCUCACUGUUUCCCAGAAUUGCGUGUUGGUGUGUUUGAAGAAAUCGUGCCCAUGGGGAUCAGCCCCAGUAAGAUCUCCUACAAGAAGCCUGGAAUCCAUUUAUCACCAGGCGAGUUUCAUAAAGAAGUAGAGAAGUUUUUAUCUCAGGCAAAUCCAGAACAAAGUGAUACUAUCCUACUAGAUUGCAGAAACUUCUAUGAAAGCAAAAUAGGGCGAUUUCAGGGCUGUUUGGCCCCAGACAUCAGGAAAUUCAGUUAUUUCCCUAGCUAUGUUGAUAAAAAUCUAGAACUGUUCAGAGAGAAGAAAGUGCUGAUGUACUGCACCGGGGGCAUCCGUUGUGAGCGUGGUUCAGCGUACCUCAAAGCCAAGGGAGUGUGUAAGGAAGUGUUCCAGCUCAAGGGCGGCAUCCACAAGUACCUGGAAGAGUUUCCCAAUGGUUUUUACAAAGGGAAGCUGUUUGUUUUUGAUGAGCGCUAUGCCCUGUCCUACAACAGUGCUGUGGUGUCAGAAUGCUCAUAUUGUGGGGCCCAGUGGGACCAGUAUAAACUCUGCUCUACUCCUCAGUGCCGCCAGCUGGUUCUCACCUGCCCUGCCUGUGAAGGACAAGGACUUACAGCCUGUUGUGUCACCUGUCAAGACAAAGGGCACAGGCAGGCUUCAGGCCUUCCCCAGGAUAGCUUUAAAGAGGAGUGUGAGUGCACAGCGCGGCGGCCACGCAUCCCGAGGGAACUCUCACUGCCUGUUCCACUCCCCGUGAGCCCAGAUGUUGGCGAGGAUCCUUUGCUUGUAUGAGUGUUGCCCAACCUUUGCCAAACCUUCACAAAGUAGUUGGAGCCUGUUAGGGGAGUUCCAAGGGUACGGAAAUAAGUUGUAAACUUGGCGCUAGUCGGUGCCACCUCGGCACCACUGGUCACCAUGUUGGUCACGUACACUUUACAAGAGAAGAACUUACCCGGACCAUUCUGGUUCAGAACAUGCCAGCACACAUGUGGGAUCCCAGCACUGUGGAGGAACCAAGCCUCGCUUCUGGCAACUUUGUCACGCCAUUCCUUUGCCAUGCAGUAGGACUGUUCAUAGCCAUGGUCCUUGUUAGCAAACCUGACUUCCUGGCAGCAGAAAUGGGAGCGCCGUGCCUGUGGGAGUGGGCUAGACUGCCACUUGGGUCAUCUGCCAUCUUCCCCUGCCUUGGUUUUUCUCUCUGAUCACCUGAGAUCUAUAAACUGGCGCUCAGCCCACCUCCUACUUUUGAAAAUUUAGUGGCGCACCCCCUGCCCCCAAUCCCUUUACAUACAAUCUGCGGCACUGUUGAGCUGCAGUAGUUACUGUCUGGCCCUUUACAGAAGGGUUUGUCACCCCUGUCAUUUGGUACAUGACAGGACAGACACGUGCUUCUCAUCAGCUGCCCACAGCUGUCUGCCUGUACUGAUAAUUUCGUGCGGCCUACAAAUGAUAUAAAUAUCCAAAUGGCCUUGGCACAGGAAAGAUUCCUCACCUCUGCUUAGGGAGACUCAGUUAAGCCUUGAGGGCACUGGCAUUUGAGCCGUAGUGUUUAUAUCCACAUCUGGAAUAUGACUUUUUUUUUUUUUUAAACAAGACACUUUGUUAGAUCAUUCAGCAUUGGUGGCUGCCUCGCCUUCUGGUCGGCACACCAGGCACAUGUUCCUGUCGCACGGGUUCCAAGAAACACAUCCAAGCCACAUGUAGACCAA
Molecule: messenger RNA, 2682 nt
Organism: Perognathus longimembris pacificus (Pacific pocket mouse)
Lineage: Eukaryota; Metazoa; Chordata; Mammalia; Rodentia; Heteromyidae
Gene: Tstd2
Product: thiosulfate sulfurtransferase like domain containing 2
Exons: 10
Coding region: 239-1765 (508 amino acids)
Source: RefSeq, a predicted model, not a curated record